AUGAAUUCACAAUUGAAUAAUACAUCACAACAAUUUGCCAAUGGAAGCAAUUCUGUGAUAUCAACCUUGGAAAAUGGGGUUAAUCAAGAUUUAUUUGGAUGGGUGAACAUCACAACCACAACAUUGAACAACACUCUUAAUACGGCAGUUGAUGAGAUUUCUUCAUUUAUACAAACUACAUUCCAAGGUGUACCAGCAUUAUCAACAGCAGUUCAACAAAUUGUAAAUUGUUUGCUUAUUGUGAAAAUAGAAGGAAUUCAAGCAGGACUAACUUUUAUCAAGGAACAUGCUUCUAUUGAGUUACCUAAAGUGAAUAAUAACAUCUUAAUGAUUAGUCCUUUGAGAAUGAAAGAAGCAGUAAGUAAAACUACUGAUAAACUUGUUGGAUCACAGGAUGAUGCCACAAAUGGGGGUGAUGGGGGUGAAAUUGGUGGAAUUUUUGAUAAAUAUGAAAACAGGCUACGUUCCGAACUUACAUUGUUUCUAGUAUUGAUCGGAGCAUAUGUAGCAGUAAUUUUUAUGGGUGCGAUUUAUGUGUUGUGGUUCAUUUAUCAAC
Messenger RNA from Racocetra fulgida, 556 nucleotides. The record is from the annotation of a GenBank genome assembly. Lineage: Eukaryota; Fungi; Glomeromycota; Glomeromycetes; Diversisporales; Gigasporaceae.